GUAGCUUGGGAGAAGGCUUGGUAUAGUCAGUGUAUAGAGUGGUUGGAUAUCAGGCAUGUAGCCAGAAGACAGCCUUCUUACUCUCUUCCACGUUUUACAUCUCAGUUCAGCAGUCUCCAGAAUGGUGUCCUACAAGCGGCUGAACCCAGAAGAGGUCUACCUGUCUGGGCCCGAGUCCCUCGCGCCUAACCCUGAUGACCCUCUCGAUGAAGAUCCUAAAGAGGGUGAUGCAGAGUUCCCUUUGUUGUCCAGGAGACCCCAAUGCUCUGUGACCUCUGCCCUGCUCACCCUGGGUGGGUUGAUAGUCAUCGUCCUUGGUGUUUGGCUGCUUGGCACUGUUGUAUGGCUGCGUAACCCUCCCUCCACAGACCCACACAGACCCCCACCACCCGCUUCGGCCACCCCAGGAGACAUGCAGGAAACUGGGGCGAGGGGCCAGCCCGAGUCCUGCUCCCUAGUGCCGGAGGCAUGGAGGUUUGACUGUUACCCAGAGAGAGGUGUGGUGGUUACCAUGGAGAUGUGCCAGGCUAGGAACUGCUGUUUUAUCCCGAGGGAGGUGACUGUAAAGCCAGGAUCCCAACGUCCAAACGGAGUGCCAUGGUGUUUCUACCCACCGGAGUUUCCUUCCUACACCAUGGUGUCCUUGAAUGACACAGCAAUGGGUUACGAGGGAACGCUGAUCCGAAAGCAGCAAACUUAUUACCCCAAAGACAUUGAGACGCUGCAGCUGGAUGUUCUGUAUGAGUCAGACAACAGGUUACAUGUGAAAAUAACAGAUUCUGCUGAUAAGAGAUUUGAGGUGCCCAUUGAUGUGCCUGAGGUUAAAGAAAGAGCCUCCAGUCCCACUUACACCGUCGAAUUCCAGAAAGAACCAUUCGGCCUCAUCGUCAAGAGAGCACAGAGUGGAGCUGUGCUGUUAAACACAUCGGUAGCCCCUCUGUUUUACGCUGAUCAGUUCCUGCAGAUGUCCACAUCCUUGCCAUCUCCCUACGUCUACGGGCUUGGCGAACAUCGCUCUAGCUUUCUGCACAACAUCCAGUGGAACACACUCACCAUGUGGGCUCGCGAUGUCCCGCCUAUGGAGCUGACCAAUCUCUAUGGUGUUCACCCCUUCUAUCUGUGUAUGGAACCCAAUGGGACAGCUCAUGGCGUCUUCCUGCUCAAUAGCAAUGCAAUGGAUGUGGUUCUUCAGCCUGCCCCUGCCCUCACCUGGCGUACGAUUGGUGGGAUCCUUGACUUCUACAUUUUCAUGGGUCCAGAUCCUAGCUCAGUGAUUGAACAGUAUUUGGAAGUCAUAGGGAGACCUGCUAUGCCUAUCUACUGGGCCCUGGGUUUCCACUUGUGUCGCUGGGGCUACAAGUCCAGCAACAGAACCUGGGAGGUUGUGAAAGAAAUGAGGAAUUACGGGAUACCGCAGGAUGUGCAGUGGAACGAUAUUGACUAUAUGGACCGUGCGAUGGAUUUCACAUUUGACCCUGUGAACUUUGCGACCCUGCCCGAUCUUGUUAAAGACCUGCACCGACAUGACCAACGCUAUGUCCUGAUGCUGGACUGUGGUAUCAGCAGUACCCAGCCUGCCGGCUCCUACUGGCCAUAUGAGGAAGGCCUGAGGAGAGGAGUCUUCAUCAAUGACUCUAAUGGAGACACACUGAUCGGAAAGGUGUGGCCUGGAUUAACGGCGUAUCCGGACUUUUCCAACCCUGCAACGCAUGAUUGGUGGUACGAGAGUCUGCAAAAAUUUCACCACAGAGUUCCGUUUGAUGGUCUGUGGAUUGACAUGAAUGAACCCUCUAAUUUCUUUGAUGGGUCAACGAAAGGUUGUCCAGACAAUGAACUGGAGCACCCUCCUUACACCCCUGGUAUCCUGGGAGGAAUCUUGAGAGCUAAAACCUUGUGUGCAUCUGCCCGUCAGAAAACCUCCACUCACUAUAACCUACACAGUCUGUAUGGACUCAUGGAGGCUAAGGCAUCUGCAAGUGCUCUGAAGAGGAUCCUGGUUGGAAAGCGUCCGUUCAUCAUCUCACGCUCAACCUUCCCCAGCCAAGGGGUCUACUCUGGCCACUGGCUCGGAGACAACAAGAGUCAGUGGAAGGACAUGUAUACUUCAAUAUCAGGCAUGUUGACCUUUAACCUGUUGGGCAUUCCUCUGGUUGGGGCAGAUAUCUGUGGCUUUGGGGAGGAGACCACAGAGGAACUGUGUGUCCGCUGGACCCAACUGGGGGCUUUCUACCCCUUUAGUAGGAACCAUAAUGCAAUAGAUGAACAGGAUCAGGAUCCUACGGUGUUUAGUCCUGCUGCUCGUAUGGCAAUGAAGGAAGCUCUUCUCCUCCGUUACUCCCUCUUUCCUUUCCUCUACACACUCUUUCACCAUGCACACAUCAGUGGACACACUGUUGCCAGGCCUCUCUUCUUCGAGUUCCCGACCGACCAGAAGACAUAUGGGAUUGAUAAACAGUUCCUGUGGGGGAAGAGUUUGCUGGUGACGCCUGUUUUAGAGUCGGGCGUGGACUUUGUGGUGGGAUAUUUCCCUAAAGGUCUUUGGUAUGACUUAUACACGGGUGACUCACUCAUUAGCAGCGGAGAGGAGAUUAAACUCCAGGCUCCGCUGGACAAAAUCAACUUGCAUCUGAGAGAGGGAGCUAUCGUACCUACACAGAGGCCUAACACCACUCUGUGGGUUAGUACGGGUCAGCCCUUACAUCUCAUCUCCUGUCUGAGUGCGGAGAGCUCCGCUGAGGGAGACAUGUUCUGGGACGACGGAGAUAGUCUUGACACCUAUGAGACCGGCCAGUACGCCUACAUCCAGUUCAGAGUGGAAAAGAACACAAUGACAUCAGAGGUGCUACACGGUCAUGAGGAAGCGUCUUACCUCACUGUUGAAAGCGUGUCCUUUUAUGGAGUGAAGACAGAGCCGUCCAAUGUCACGGUCAACUCUCAGGAUGCAGAGUUCACCUAUACAACCAAUCAGGUUUUGACUGUGAAAGAUUUGGGCCUAAACCUUAGCCAGAACUUCACAAUUAGCUGGACUUAAAAUGGUACUGGAUGUAACUGCUGUUUUUGUUUUUUAGAUAAUUCAAACACACUUUUUUUUUCUUUUUCUUACUUUUUUCUGCUUUUGCUAUGUCACUUGUGUUUGCAUUUUUAGUGUUAUCAAUUUUACUCUUAUGUGAUGGUGUGGAAUUUGGAGAGGCAAAACCAUUAGAACUGUGGUUUUCAUAAAUGUGUAUUUUACUGUCAGUAGAGUGGGAAAUGCCACCAGUGACUUUGACUAAAAGAAAACACCUCAUUGCAGUUUUAUCUCAUGACAGAUAGACUGUAAUUUAGACUAUAACUAUAAUAAAUGAACAAUAAGGAACAUCUAUGAUUGCCUUAAACAAAAAAGGAAAAAUAAGUUUGUUGCCUCUGAAAUUUAAUGAAUUGAAGGUUAUUAAUGCGAGAGCUGGAACAGUACAAUAUUUAUUUUUGAGUGGAAGUAUUUCGAAUUAAUCUCACUGUCUCUGUUUUCAUCACUGUUAUUGAUGAUAUCACAAUAGCAAAUGGAAUCAGUGAUGUUGAAAAUGGUCACAAUACAAUGAAU
Chanos chanos (milkfish) is the source of this 3577-nucleotide messenger RNA. RefSeq names its product alpha glucosidase 2 (gene gaa2). Gene Ontology annotation, biological process: carbohydrate metabolic process. The transcript is spliced from 20 exons. Gene Ontology annotation, molecular function: carbohydrate binding; alpha-1,4-glucosidase activity. The record is from RefSeq and is a predicted model, not a curated record. NCBI's taxonomy places the organism in Eukaryota, Metazoa, Chordata, Actinopteri, Gonorynchiformes, Chanidae. Bases 122 to 3031 code for a protein of 969 amino acids.